CUCUUCCUCUGCUCCCGCGGGGUCUGUGCUGAGAAUAAUGGCCCGGUUGGCCCGGGACGAGUGGAAUGAUUAAUGAUGUUUUGCAGCAGUUUUCUACGUCUGAAAUUUUUUAUGUCUCUGGAACCCAGAAUUUGCUAAGAGAUGGAGGAACCUCAGAAAAGCUAUGUGAACACAAUGGACCUUGAGAGAGAUGAACCUCUCAAAAGCACCGGCCCUCAGAUUUCUGUUAGUGAAUUUUCUUGCCACUGCUGCUACGACAUCCUGGUUAACCCCACCACCUUGAACUGUGGGCACAGCUUCUGCCGUCACUGCCUUGCUUUAUGGUGGGCAUCUUCAAAGAAAACAGAAUGUCCAGAAUGCAGAGAAAAAUGGGAAGGUUUCCCCAAAGUCAGUAUUCUCCUCAGGGAUGCCAUUGAAAAGUUAUUUCCUGAUGCCAUUAGACUGAGAUUUGAAGACAUUCAGCAGAAUAAUGACAUAGUCCAAAGUCUUGCAGCCUUUCAGAAAUAUGGGAAUGAUCAGAUUCCUUUAGCUCCUAACACAGGCCGAGCGAAUCAGCAGAUGGGAGGGGGAUUCUUUUCCGGUGUGCUCACAGCUUUAACUGGAGUGGCAGUGGUCCUGCUCGUCUAUCACUGGAGCAGCAGGGAAUCUGAACACGACCUCCUGGUCCACAAGGCUGUGGCCAAAUGGACGGCGGAAGAAGUUGUCCUCUGGCUGGAGCAGCUGGGCCCUUGGGCAUCUCUUUACAGGGAAAGGUUUUUAUCUGAACGAGUAAAUGGAAGGUUGCUUUUAACUUUGACAGAGGAAGAAUUUUCCAAGACGCCCUAUACCAUAGAAAACAGCAGCCACAGGAGAGCCAUCCUCAUGGAGCUAGAACGUGUCAAAGCAUUAGGCGUGAAGCCCCCCCAGAAUCUCUGGGAAUAUAAGGCUGUGAACCCAGGCAGGUCCCUGUUCCUGCUAUACGCCCUCAAGAGCUCCCCCAGGCUGAGUCUGCUCUACCUGUACCUGUUUGACUACACCGACACCUUCCUACCUUUCAUCCACACCAUCUGCCCUCUGCAAGAAGACAGCUCUGGGGAGGACAUCGUCACCAAGCUUCUGGAUCUUAAGGAGCCUACGUGGAAGCAGUGGAGAGAGUUCCUGGUCAAAUACUCCUUCCUUCCAUACCAGCUGAUUGCUGAGUUUGCUUGGGACUGGUUGGAGGUCCAUUACUGGACAUCACGGUUUCUCAUCAUCAAUGCUAUGUUACUCUCAGUUCUGGAAUUAUUCUCCUUUUGGAGAAUCUGGUCGAGAAGUGAACUGAAGACCGUGCCUCAGAGGAUGUGGAGCCAUUUCUGGAAAGUAUCAACGCAGGGGCUUUUUGUGGCCAUGUUCUGGCCCCUCAUCCCUCAGUUUGUUUGCAACUGUUUGUUUUACUGGGCCCUGUACUUUAACCCAAUUAUUAACAUUGAUCUUGUGGUCAAGGAACUCCGGCGGCUGGAAACCCAGGUGUUGUGACUGGCACUGCCCAGGCUGAGACUCUUCAAGUCCCGCUGACGUCUGAGCUUUGAUGCUUAAGAGGGGUGAGGCAGGGAGCGGACUUCCUAUUUUCUACCCUCAGUAAAACAAGGUGCUGCUUUGUAUAUCAAAAGCUCCAACCAUGUCCUCUCCCCCUCAGCCUGUGGGUGGCACGAGCAAGGACUGACAUCCGCACAGGGAGGAUUGUCUGUUUGGCUGACACAGCAGCAGCCCUUCCCACCCAGCCACCUUCCUCACAGGGACUAGGAGGCUCAGUCCCCAACGGCUGGCAAGACUCAGGGUCCUCAGUGGACAUGGUGUGGGUGACAUCAGAAGGGUGCCACAUCAGUCCCCUCCCCAACCUCAGUGACUGACAGAGGAUCCGGAUCUCAGAGCCUGAGACCAGGUUUAUUGGGGCCUGGCCUGUCCUCUAAGUCAAGUUUAGGAAAACAAGGAUAAGAUUCUGUCAUAGGCAUAGAGAGUUGCACAUAAAAAAUACCGAAGAAAACCCAAAAUUCAAUCAACAAUUCUGUCUUAUUGAAGAGUUGCUAGGAUUCAGAGUAAAACUCAAAGGAUUCAGUUUGAGCCUAGAAUGAUGGUUAGACUUGUAGUCACUGGGCUUUUGUUUUGCUUUAUGGAAAUCAUUGAAGGUCUGGAUCCCUUUCUCUGAAUGGAGAGAUUGAGAGGGAUGUCGGGCAGUUCCCAUUAGAUUUAGUGGCCUUCAUGUUAUUCAGAAUUGUUUUGGUGAUACCUCACCCCUGUAAUCCCAGCACUUUGGGUGGGUGAGGCAGGCGGAUCACUUGAAGCCAGGACUUCAAGACCAGCUUGGCCAACAUGGUGAAACCUCAUCUCUACUAAAAAUACAAAAAUUAGCCAAGUGUGAUGGCACAUACCUGUAAUCCCAGCUACUUGGAAUUGGAAAUCGCCUGAACCCAGGAGGCGGAGGUUGCAGGGAGGGAGACUGCACCACUGCACUUCAGCCUGGGUGACAGAGGGAGACUCUGUCUUAAAAAAAAAAAAAAAAUCAUCUGUAAAAUAAAUUCCGGGAUAGUCGUUUUGUUCAAGGAAAUGUUUUGUAAAUUGAGCUCACACUAUAUAAUCUUUAUUGUCCUAUCCUGAUGUAUAAUACAGCAGGUAUAAUUACACCAAGCGCUAUAGUUAUAAAUAUGGCAUGAAGUGAACUAUGGCCUUUUAUUUCCUUCCAGUGUGAACACAGCAGGUGUGAGAUGUCAUCUUGGAAGACAGGCCUUGCAGAAAUAGGCCUACAUCCAAAAUAUUAUCUUGUGACUCCAUGAACCAUUCAUUAACCCUUUGUAUCUUUGAGUGAAAAUUUUACUCAAAAGUUGCAUCUGGAAGUUCGAAGAAAUUACUUGAAAUAAAAAUAAAGAUUUCUAUAUAGAUAAAACCUA
This is a messenger RNA of Homo sapiens (human), 2903 nucleotides long. It is a transcript of the gene BFAR, whose product is annotated as bifunctional apoptosis regulator. NCBI's taxonomy places the organism in Eukaryota, Metazoa, Chordata, Mammalia, Primates, Hominidae. The record is from RefSeq and is marked validated. Gene Ontology annotation, molecular function: ubiquitin protein ligase activity. The transcript is spliced from 8 exons. Gene Ontology annotation, cellular component: endoplasmic reticulum membrane. The coding region runs from base 142 to 1494 and encodes 450 amino acids.